AUGACGUGUAAAUGCGGUGAGUUGUCUGCUGAUCUUGAGGGCGUCAAGUUAGAGCAAGUAAUAUCUCAAAAUGAUAUUAAGGUCAAUAACCAUAAUGUGGGAAUGCUUAAUGAUGUAGUAAGCAACUUAAAGAAAGAGGUCUAUGCUAUGCGGGAAAAGUUAGAUAAACAUGUAGAUAGCCAG
This is a messenger RNA of Paramuricea clavata, 183 nucleotides long. The record is from the annotation of a GenBank genome assembly. Lineage: Eukaryota; Metazoa; Cnidaria; Anthozoa; Malacalcyonacea; Plexauridae.